This is a messenger RNA of Cokeromyces recurvatus, 5067 nucleotides long. RefSeq names its product SNF2 family N-terminal domain-containing protein. Lineage: Eukaryota; Fungi; Mucoromycota; Mucoromycetes; Mucorales; Mucoraceae. Gene Ontology annotation, biological process: nucleosome organization; regulation of transcription by RNA polymerase II. Gene Ontology annotation, cellular component: nucleus; chromatin. Bases 107 to 5017 code for a protein of 1636 amino acids. The transcript has 6 exons. Gene Ontology annotation, molecular function: DNA binding; ATP hydrolysis activity; histone binding. The record is from RefSeq and is a predicted model, not a curated record.
GUUUUUUAUUAAAAGAAAUAUAUUCACAGAACGUCAAUAACCCUUAUACAUACUAUAUAAAAUAGCUACAUAUUUUACUUUAAUUUAUUACAUAUAUUACCAAACUAUGAGCUUCUUUGGAAACAACAUUUUUACUGAUACAGAAUAUGAAUCUGAUUAUUCAGAUCAUGUAAUCUUAAGCAGUGACAAACGAUCAGAAUCAUCAGCCUCAUCUCUCUCCAUUUUUUCAGAUCAACAAGAUCAACCUCAACAAGAAGCUACUGAUGAUGAAGAUGCACUUUCACUUCAAAGUUCUCCUUCUCCUUAUCAAUCCUCAAGAGAAGAGCUUAGUGAUGCAAAUAAUAAUACUAAUACUGACGAUGAUGAUACUUAUCUUGACCCUGAACUAUAUUGCUUACGUCGUUCAAGAAGAAAUAAACCCAAGUCCAAUACUACACCUAUGAUUGAUACUGAAGAGUUAACAUUUACUUCUGAUGAAGAACCUGAUGAUAGUUCUGAUGAUGACUAUAAUCAAUCUACUUCUACAAGGAGACGGCUUAGAAGAAAUAGAAGUUCAUCUUCCUCUACUUAUGAACUAAAGAAUUCAAGACAAAAAAGAAAGAUGGUUAUUCCAUAUGAAGAAGAAUCGAUUGAUGAAAAUGAAAACUUUGAUAAAAAUGAUACCUCAGACGAAGAGUGGGGUUCAACCCGUAAAUCCAAGUCAAAACGAAAGAAUCGUAAUAGAAACAAAGCUAAAUUUACUGGCGCACUUUCACCAAGUGAUUUUGCAAGGCAUUCUACACGUACACGUAAAGUAACUAACUAUAAUGAAGAUAACCCUCAACUUUGGGGUUUAUCUGAAGAUGAAGAAGAUUAUAACCCAUAUACCCCUGCCGUUGGUGCUGAAGAUAAUGAAGAAGAAGAAGAAAUCAUUGAGGCUGUUCUUGAUCAUCGUAGAAAAGAAGGAUUUGAAGAAGGACCUGAUAAGCCUGAAAAGAAUUUAGAAUUUUUAAUCAAGUGGAAAAAUUGGUCACACUUGCAUGAUACCUGGGAUACACAUGAAUAUUUAAAAUCAUUCAAAGGUUUCCGUAAACUGGAGAACUAUAUCCGAAACCAAAUUAUUGCUGAACAAAGCUUCCGUUCUCAUAGUGAGACUACAAAAGAAGAAAUUGAACAACAAGAUAUUAAUAUCUCAAGACGUCGUGAUGAAAUUCAAGCUUGGCGUACAGUAGAUCGUGUCAUUGCCGCUCGAGGUACUCCUCCUGAUGUUGAAUAUUUUGUAAAAUGGAAACGUCUUCAUUACGAUGAAUGCACUUGGGAACUUUCAGAGGCUAUUUCUGCUGAUCAUCAGGCUGAAAUUGAUGAUUAUUUGAAUCGUGAACAAAAUACGCUUAUUCCUCAUCGUUCUACUUCAUAUCAAAGGAAUAAUCGACCUACCUUUGCUGCCUUUAAAUCUCAGCCGUCAUUUAUUACCGGUGGUGAGCUUCGUGAUUACCAAUUGCAUGGUGUAAACUGGAUGUACUGGCUCUGGUGUAGAGAUCAAAACGGUAUUUUGGCUGAUGAAAUGGGUCUUGGCAAGACAGUACAGACGAUCAGUUUCCUUAAUACCUUAUAUAAUCACUUAAAUUUGUAUGGCCCCUUCUUAAUUGUCGUACCAUUAUCAACCUCUGAGAACUGGUUACACGAAUUUAAACAAUGGGCCCCUCAAAUGAAUGUUAUUUGCUAUCUUGGUAAUCGUCGUUCGAGAGAGUUCAUUCGUGAGAAUGAAUUUUAUUUAGACAAAACGAAGCGUUUAAAGUUUAAUGUCCUUAUUACUACUUACGAGAUUGUCCUUAAAGAUAAAGAUGUGCUUGGUGGCUUCCGCUGGCAAUAUUUGGCUGUAGAUGAAGCACAUCGUUUAAAGAACGCUGAUUCUCAAUUAUAUGAAGCCUUGUCUGGUUUUCAAACUGUGAAUCGUCUCUUGAUUACUGGCACUCCUUUACAAAACAAUGUAAAGGAGCUUUUAGCUCUUAUCCGUUUUUUGAUGCCUAAUAUGGACUUGAGCGAAUAUAACUUUGACCUUAAUGUGGAGGAUAUAAAUCAAGAAGAAAAAAUCAAGGCCUUACAUGAACGCAUUAAAAGCCUUAUGUUGCGUCGUUUGAAAAAGGAUGUAGAGAAAUCCUUACCCAAUAAGACUGAACGUAUCUUACGUGUAGAGAUGAGUGAACUUCAAAAGACGUAUUAUAAACAUAUUCUUGCUAAAAAUUUUGAGUUUCUCUCAUCUGGCACUGAUAACAAGAAACAAUGGCUCAACAUUGCUAUUGAGCUCAAAAAGGCAAGUAAUCAUCCUUUCCUCUUCCCUGAUGCUGAAAAGCCUUCACCAAGUCGUAUUACUCAAUUGAAGGGUUUAAUUGAAAAUAGUGGCAAGAUGGUAUUGCUUGAUAAACUAUUAACUCGUCUCAAAUCAGAUGGUCAUCGUGUCCUUAUUUUCUCUCAGCUGGUCAUGAUGCUUGAUAUUUUAUCUGAUUAUAUGGCCUUACGUGGCCAUCCAUUUCAACGUCUUGAUGGUUCUAUGAAACCUGAAGAUCGUAAUAGAGCUAUUGAGCAUUUUAAUGCUCCUAAUAGUCCUGAUUUCGUUUUUUUAUUAUCUACUCGUGCUGGUGGUAUGGGUAUUAACUUGGUCACAGCUGACACUGUAAUUAUCUUUGAUUCUGAUUGGAAUCCACAAAAUGACUUACAAGCCAUGUCUCGUGCUCAUCGUAUUGGGCAGACCAAAUCUGUCAAUGUGUAUCGUUUUGUAACAAAAGGUACUAUGGAGGAAGAUAUUAUUGAACGAGCUAAACGAAAGAUGGUGCUUGAAUAUUGUAUUAUCAAGCAAAUGGAUACAUCCGGUCAUUCUUUAUUGUCGGCAGAUCAACAGCAGCCUAUUGGUCUGACUACUUCCUCUGGGAAAAAUCGUGAUAUUCCAUUUAAUCGUGCAGAGAUGUCUGCAGUACUUAAGUUUGGUGCUAAGAACAUGUUUGAAUCUACUGAAAAAGCAGAGCCGAUGAAAGACAUUGAUUUAGAUGACAUCUUAGCCCGUGCUGAACAAACAGAGACCCUUGAAGGUGAAGAUAGUGCUUUAGGUUCUGAAGACUUUUUAUCACAAUUCAAGGUAACUGAUUAUGAAGGAACAGCUGCUGAUUUAAGUUGGGAUGAAAUUAUUCCUGCCUCUGAAAGAGCAAAGAUUGAAGAAGAGCAGCAAAAGGAAGAUCAAGCCGCUUUAUUAGCGCGUGCUCAGAAGAAGGGACGUAUUCAUUAUACUGAAAAUGAUGAGGAUGAUCUAGAUGAUGAAGAUGCUCCGGUUACUAAACGUCAUAAAAACUUAUCUGGUGGUAGCUCAAGUCGUAGUAAUAAAAGAAAUGGUAAUGGUAAUGGUAAUGGUAACAGCACUAAGCCAGAUGAACUCUCUGAACGUGAUCGUCGUGCUAUUGUCCGUGCAGUAUUAAAAUAUGGUGAUCUGGGAACACGUUAUGAAGAAGCAGUAAAAGAUUCUGAUCUUGCUAUAAAGAAUAAGAAGUUAGUUUUAGGAAUGUACACUAAUCUAUUAGAAGAAUGUAAAUCAGAGGUAUUUAAGCAAGCUAUUGCUAAUAAUUCUGUUAGAGAAGGGGAUGAUGUGGAUGAUUCAAUACUCUUACGUGACCUUCGUCAUACAAAACAAAAGGCUAUCUUGUUUACUUGGCAUGAUAUACAAAGUGUGAAUGCGGGUCAAGUAUUCCAACGUCAUCAUGAUAUGAAGGUGUUGGCUCGUCGUUUAAAAGAAACUACGGAUAAAUACAAGUUCCGUCUUUCUGUUGGUGCAAAACGUGUACAAGGCUGGUCUUGUGCCUGGGGACCUAAAGAAGAUGCGAUGCUGCUGGUCGGUGUCCAUGAUCAUGGCUUUGGUUCUUGGUCGGCAAUGCAAACAGAUCAGCUUCUUGGACUUUCAGAUAAGUUUUUUGUAAAUACUGGUGAUGAUGAAAAAAAAUCUCCAAAAGCUAUUCAUUUAGUGAGACGAGCUGAACAGUUAAUGAAGAUAUUAGCUGAAGAAGAUCGUUUAAAAAAUGAGGUAAAUGAUCGCAAUUCUGUAAAAGCAACUAGUUCAAAAAUGAAGAAUAGCCCUCGUGCUAGACAACAAUUACAACAACAACAACAACAGCAGCAGCAGCAGCAGCAACAAAAAGCUCAAAUAAAUAAUGAUACUUCAUCAUUCACAAAAGCAGUGAAUGGCGGUGGAUCACCACAAAAACGUAAAGAGCGUCCCUCAGAUAAUACUCCUUGUCCUUCAACAAAACGGGUUAAAAGCAACGGCCUUAAUGAGGAUGUGAUUGCCUCAACGAUGAAACCUGUGAAGCACUUGUUAUUGAAGCUUAGGGAUGGCUCAGCCAAGUUGGAGGGUGCUGAAAAGGCACAUUUAAUUCGUGAAUGUAUGUUAGAUAUUGGCAAACAUAUUGAUCGUAAGGCUACAGAUGAUAAAACGAAGCGUAGCCUUUGGCUCUACACUACGAAGUUCUGGCCGGCAAAUAAUGUAUCUUAUGAAGACUUGAUUAAUGUAUAUACCAAAAUAGUAGCCGCAUUAGGGCAGCAAUCAAGUCUUCAUGGGAAACAUGACCGUCGAAGUUCUACCUCUCGUCGCCGUUCUCCUUCUUCUUCUCGUCGCCGCUCUCCCUCUCGACGUAGAUCUCGUUCUCGCCGUCGUUCUCCUUCACCAUCUUCCUCGAGACGUCGUCGAUCCUCUUCCCCGUCUCGUCGAGCAUCUGGUGGACAUCGCCGUUCAGACUCCCCUGCUUCCCUAUCACGUCGACGAACACCCUCACCCUCUCGUCGUCGUCACCAUUCGCCUUCUGCCUCCCGUCACGGUGGUAGUUCGUCAAGCCAUCGUCGCAACAGCACUCGAAAAGAUAGCUUGACAACUACCACUGACGGUGAGCGCAGAAACAGUCAUAACCAUCGUCGUUCCUCUUCGGUGGGGCACCAUCAGGAUGAUCAUAGCCGUCGCGAUAAAGAUCGUGGUGCCUCAUACAAAGACAAACGACGAUGAAGGUGUUUGUAUGUAUAAUAAUAAAAAGUUUUUUUUUUUUUUAAAAAAAA